Molecule: messenger RNA, 3390 nt
Organism: Anarrhichthys ocellatus (wolf-eel)
Lineage: Eukaryota; Metazoa; Chordata; Actinopteri; Perciformes; Anarhichadidae
Gene: ppm1g
Product: protein phosphatase, Mg2+/Mn2+ dependent, 1G
Exons: 13
Coding region: 1-1677 (558 amino acids)
Biological process (GO): protein dephosphorylation
Cellular component (GO): nucleoplasm
Molecular function (GO): cation binding; protein serine/threonine phosphatase activity
Source: RefSeq, a predicted model, not a curated record
AUGGGGGCUUAUCUGUCGCAACCUAACACGACCAAGACCUCUUCCGAUGGCGGCAACGGCAACAUGAGCUACGGCUUCUCUGCCAUGCAGGGCUGGCGCGUGUCCAUGGAGGAUGCUCACAAUUGUAUCACAGAGUUUGAUGAGGAGACGGCCAUGUUUUCGGUGUAUGAUGGACACGGAGGUGAGGAGGUGGCUCUGUACUGCUCAAAGUACCUUCCUGACAUCAUCAAGGAGCAGAAGACAUAUAAAGAUGGCAAACUUCAAAAGGCUCUGGAGGAUGCCUUCUUGGCCAUCGACAGCAGAACCACCACGGAGGAGGUCAUUAAGGAGCUCGUACAGAUUGCUGGGCGUCCCACUGAGCCACCGCCUGCUGUAAAGGUGGCAGAGGAGGACGAUUUGGACACAGAGGAGGCCGCUCUCCUCCACGAGGAAGCCACAAUGACCAUAGAGGAGCUGCUGGUGCGCUACGGCCAGAACCUCAAUGCUGUCAAGCAUGCAGCUGCCAUCAGUGCGGCCGCUAAGAAAGCGUCCUGCGCGCAGCCCGAGGCCUCAGGAGACAAAGAGGAAGGUGAGAAAGGACAGAAGGAGGUGAUAAAUGGAGAGGUGGAGGAGAGCAAUGGGAAGGCGAAGAAAGUUGAAGGAGCGGCAUGUGGGUCGAAGCUGCGAGCCUGUCGGAGAACAGGAGGUGAAGGCAGCGGUCCAGCCGCUGACUCUGGAGGUUCAGGAAGCUCCAAUGGAGAAGAAAAGGCUGGUAAGGCCGAGGGAGACGCAGGUCCUUCCUGCUCCUCUUUGUCCACUAAGGAUGCCGGAGAGUCCAAGUCCAGGUUUUUUGACGACAGCGAGGAGUCUGAGGAGGGAGAAGAGGGGGAGGGCAGUGAUGAAGAGGCUGGCAGUGAAGAGGAAGAGGGUGACAGCAGUGAGAUGGAGGAAGAGGAGGAUUCAGAUGAGGGAGACUCUGAAGAUGAAGAGGAAGAGGAAAUGUGCCUACCUGGAAUGGAUGGCAAGGAGGAGCCCGGCUCAGACAGCGGCACCACAGCUGUCGUGGCUCUGAUCCGAGGAAAACAGCUGAUCGUGGCCAACGCUGGAGACUCUCGCUGCGUGGUGUCCGAGCGCGGCAAAGCUGUCGACAUGUCGUACGACCACAAGCCAGAGGACGAGGUGGAACUCGCUCGCAUCAAAAAUGCUGGAGGGAAAGUGACCAUGGACGGACGGGUCAACGGCGGACUUAACCUCUCCAGAGCUAUUGGCGAUCACUUCUACAAGAGGAACAGGGCUCUGCCUCCAGAGGAGCAGAUGAUCUCUGCGAUGCCAGACGUCAAAGUUCUGACGCUUAACGGGGACCACGAUUUCAUGGUCAUUGCCUGCGACGGCAUCUGGAAUGUGUUGAGCAGUCAGGAGGUGGUGGACUUCAUCAGCAAGAGGAUCAAACCAGACAAGAGCGGCAAAGUCAGAGCCCUCUCAUCCAUCGUGGAAGAGCUGUUGGACCACUGUUUGGCCCCCGACACAUCUGGAGACGGGACAGGAUGUGACAACAUGACCUGCAUCAUCAUCACCCUCCGGCCACACCCAUCCCCUGCUCAGCCAGACGACACGAAGAAGAGGAAGAACCAGGGGGAGGCAGAAGGAGCCGAGGCGGGGGAGAGCGGAAACAAAGGCAAAAAGGCUAAAAGCGACUAAAGGCAAAGAGAAACUGUCCCUGAGGGAGCAGCUGGUCCUAGGCUACCCAGAUACACCAGAGACACGUUCUGUUUAAUCCUUACCUCACAAAUAUGAAUUCACCCUAAAACAGAUAUUACGAUUGCUAUACGUAAGAUCAGCUGAACUAAGAUCGUCAGUAUAGUUUUUUUUUUGUCCUCUGUUUCAAGCCGAUUCUCUUUAACACCCCCUCCAGUUUCUUUGUUUUUGCUCUCGCUGGAAAGAAGCUGGACAUGCAUUUACUUCUUUAAAAAAAAAUUACAUAAUGACUCGCAGGCAUGUUGAAUAGCACAUCAUUUUCCAAGUAUUUGUAACUAGAAGGAAGAUGCUGAACGAACCAGUCUACCAGACAUUCACUGCACUCUGUUGUUGUUAAGAUCUUUUUCCACACAUGGCGGUUUCACCAUUUAGUUUUAGUGGAAGUUUGAGCAUAGCUCUCGUAGUGACCCGCGUCUGAUUGCCGUUCACGUUCGACAGUGUGACGCAUGCAUUUUCAUUGCAGUUUUGCAACAUGUAACCGCACAAAGUCCUCUGUAUGUUGUGUUCAAAUUACAAGGCAUUCAUUGUAUCUCAAAGUGCCAUAAAAGACACAAAUUCCUUUUUUUAUAGCCACCCCAUCACAUCCUCAAAUUUACUCAACCCAGAGAAGGGACCCGAAAUGGCUGCAGAUAGAUUUGCAAUGUAUGAAGGUAACGGUAGAAAAAGUGAUUGAAUGAGAGGAUAUUAUUGUAUUUUGUAGCCCAAAUUGAAGAUUAAAAUUGCAGCAAGAGUGCGCUUGUUAGUCCAGCGUGGCAUUGAAUGUGUUGUUUCAGUGAGCGAGAGGGACAGAAGGAUUAACAGUACUAGUCCAGUUGCUCUCGUUUCCAUUUUAUAUGUUUCCCCCUUAUUAGCACCCAUUCACAAGUGAGGAUCAUUUUUUUCAGUCUUGCUGGUUACACAACAAUACAUCACCGUCAUCAGCCUUCUCCCUCCCCCCCAUUCCUGCUUUCUGUCUAACAAAAUCUGUAAAUUUCCAUCGACACGAUGCCAGGGUUUUGUGAGCUUGUGUACUUUUCAUCUGUGGGAUCUGAGAGCAGGGAAACGGGCAGAGACAUGAAAGGCUGUUUGCCUUUCAUGUCUGUGUGUCCGUCCAGAGCACGGUGGUGAUUGAAGCCCUGGACCGGCCCUCCACACAAAGCUCGUCUCCAGGACUUUCCCUACUCUCCCCGUUUGUCCUGUUUCUAUUGUAACACCUUUUUAAGAUCUUCUUUAGAACAUGUGUUUUAAGUAAAACGUAUUUCCACUCAAAUGUUUUUUUUUGUUUUUUUUUUGAUGAAUCAGUUAUUGGCAGUUCAUUUUUGUGAGCACACCCUGAAAACGCCCUGACGCUGAACUGUAGAAGAUGCACAAGGUUACUCUUUGAGUGGAAAUACAAUUUGAACUUCAGAGCACUAAGACAGUGUUGCUGUUGAGAGUAAUUGUCUUUAUUUGCAGAAGCCUCAUUAAAACCAUUGUGUGACUGUACGUUUGUUUCUAGUGUACUAUCUUGUCACCAUGCCCUUUUUUUUUCUGUACAUAAUUUUUUCAAUACUUGUAAUUGAAGAAAAAGAAAAUGCCUUUUCUUCGUAAUUGUGAGUCAAUGUGACAUUUUUGGUGCAUACUCUUUUGACACCAGUAUGUAAGUACAUACAAAUACAUUUUUUUAAAUAAUGAGAA